Molecule: messenger RNA, 4032 nt
Organism: Betta splendens (Siamese fighting fish)
Lineage: Eukaryota; Metazoa; Chordata; Actinopteri; Anabantiformes; Osphronemidae
Gene: itga6a
Product: integrin, alpha 6a
Exons: 25
Coding region: 67-3384 (1105 amino acids)
Biological process (GO): leukocyte migration; cell-matrix adhesion; integrin-mediated signaling pathway
Cellular component (GO): integrin complex; external side of plasma membrane
Molecular function (GO): integrin binding
Source: RefSeq, a predicted model, not a curated record
GGUAGAGCAGGGUCUUUGAACGCAGCAGCUGCAGCCUCCAGUCCAACUGCACCGGGCUCAGUGGUGAUGAGCAGCGGCUUCUGCGGGGCUCAACUUCGGACUGCUGGGCACAUCUGGACGAUGGAGCACGCCGUUUACUUUGCACUUUUGCUCAGUUUGCAUCGCCCGGAGUCGUCCGUGGUGCUCGCCUUCAACCUUGAUACCAGCCAAGUCAUCAGGAAAUCCGGAGAAGCGGGGAGUCUGUUCGGCUUCUCCCUGGCCAUGCACCGGCAGCUCAACCCGGAUAAAAGAAUGUUGUUGAUCGGGGCCCCCAAAGCCAGAGCCUUAGGAAAACAGACGGCCAACAUCACCGGAGGACUUUAUAAAUGUGAAGUGUCUCUGUCCACCGACUGUGAGCGGGUUGUAUUUGACAACGAAGAGGACGUACGCACAGAGAACAAGGAGGACCAGUGGAUGGGGGUGACGGUCGAGAGCCAGGGGCCCGGGGGGAAGAUUGUGACGUGCGCCCAUCGCUACCAGAAGCGCCUGUUCGUGAACACCCCUCAGGAGUCGAGGGACAUCACCGGGCGCUGUUACGUCCUGAGUCAGGACCUGACCAUCGACUCCUCCUCCGACGAGGACGGGGGCAACUGGAACUUCUGCGAGGGCCGGUCCAGAGGCCACGAGAUGUUCGGGUCGUGCCAGCAGGGCCUGGCUGCCACCUUCACCAAGGACUACCACUACGUGGUGUUCGGAGCGCCGGGCGCCUACAACUGGAAAGGUGUCGUACGCGCGGAGCAAAAGAACAACACGCUGCUGGAGAUGGGCGUGUAUGAUGACGGUCCAUAUGAAGUGGGGGAUGAGCAUCUCCUGAACCCAGAACUAGUGCCUGUACCUGCCAACAGCUACCUCGGCUUCUCCCUCGACACCGGGUUCGGCAUCACUAGGGGCAGGGGCCUGACGGUGGUGGCGGGAGCCCCCAGAGCCAAUCACAGCGGAGCCGUCCUCCUGCUGAGGAAGGAGAGCGAAGGCUCCAGCCGGCUGACGGUGGAGCACACGCUGCACGGGCCUGGGCUGGCGUCCUCCUUUGGAUACGACGUGGCCGUGGUGGACCUGAACGGUGACGGAUGGCAGGACCUCGUCGUCGGAGCCCCUCAGUUCUACAUGAAGGACAGAGACAUCGGAGGGGCCGUGUACGUCUACAUCAACAGGGCGGGGAGGUGGGACAAAGUCACGCCGGUCCGCCUCAACGGGACCAGAGACUCCAUGUUUGGACUGGCAGUGCAAAACAUCGGCGACGUCAACCUGGACUCAUACGAAGACGUGGCCGUGGGCGCUCCCUAUGAUGACGGCGGGUCGGGAAGGGUGUACAUUUACCACGGCUCCUCACGAGGAAUCGACACCAAACCCUCACAGAUCCUUUCAGGCAAACGGCACGGCCUCCAGUUAUUCGGCUACUCGCUCGCAGGAAACAUGGACCUGGACGGCAACUCGUACCCGGACGUGGCCGUGGGCUCUCUGUCGGACACGGCUCUCAUUUACAGGGCACGGCCGGUCAUCAGCAUCACGAGAAACGUCAAGAUAUCGCCGCGAGAAAUUGACCUUACGACCAAAACCUGCGGUAACAGUAACUGCUUCACUGUGGAGACCUGCUUCACCUACAAAGCCAAGCCGGCGUCCUUCAGCCCACGACUGUCUAUCAGCUACUCGGUGGAGGCAGACGGUGAUCGCAGGAGACGGGGGCUGCCCUCCAGGGUCACGUUCCUCAACAAGUCCCUCACCGACGCGGACAACCAGUUUAACGGCACCGUGGACCUUCGGGGCCAAAACCAGGAGACGUGCGUGGUGUUAAAGGCCAAGUUAAAGGACAACAUUAAGGACAAGAUGCGCAACGUCCCCGUCGAGGUGUCCACAGACAUCUCCGGCGCCAGGCGCCAGCGGACGAGGAACGGCCUCCCUCAGCUCGCACCCGCGCUGGACUCGUCUGAGCCCAACAAAGACGUCACUGAGGUCAGCUUUGUCAAAGAGGGGUGUGGGAGCGACCAAACCUGCCGGAGCAACCUGAGGAUGGACUACAGGUUAUUCUACAAGGAGAACAACCUGGACGCCUACAAGCCCCUGCCCAUGAGGAACGGCAUCCCCGUGUUCUGUCUGGACUACCAGCGGAGGAACCUGGCGCUGCAGGUGACGGUGAGCAACGUGGAGGCAGACGACGCCUACGAGGCCAAGCUGCUGGGGAGCUUCCCGGACGCGCUGUCGUAUUCCGGAGUCCGAUCGCAUCAAGCGGUGGAGAAGCCGACCGUGUGCGUCGCCAACCAGAACGGCUCCCAGGCCGAGUGCGAGCUGGGGAAUCCUUUCAAGAGGAACUCUCAGUCUACGUUUUACAUCAUCCUGAGCACCGCUGGCAUGACGCUGGACACCACAGACAUCCACAUCGACCUGCAGCUCCAGACAACUAGUGUGCAGGAAAAUGCUGUUGCCCUGAAAGUAAAAGCUCAAGUGAUCAUUGAACUUCCAUUGUCGGUCAGCGGUGAGGCGAGUCCCAGUCAGGUUUCCUUUGGAGGUGCUGUGAAAGGAGAAAGUGCCAUGAAGACGGAGGACGAGAUUGGAAGUCUGAUUACCUACACCUUCAGAAUAAACAACUUGUGGAAAACGUUGGCAUCUACGGUUAAAGCUUCACUGAGAAUUCACUGGCCCAAGUUCAACAAGGACGGGAAGUGGCUUCUGUACCUGGUGAAGAUAACGACGGGGCCGGAGCUCCUCCACUGCUCUCCUGAGUCUGAGAUCAACUCUCUCAAGCACAUCCAGGAGUCCUCUGCGCGGACUAAACGGGAGGUGGAGAGGAAAGAACGGAAACCCCGCGUGAAAGCGUCCUCUCUGCCGGAGAGGAGCCGUCGGAACACGCUGACGUGCGACGGCGGCGUCACGUGCGUGGAGCUCAGCUGCCCCCUGCUGGGCCUGGACGGUACCGCCAUCGAGCUGAGAGCGCGGCUGUGGAACUCCACCUUUAUCGAGGACUACGCCGCUCUGGCCGCCCUGCAGAUACACGUCAAGGCCUCGCUCGUGCUCCACACUCAGGCUAAAAACAUGAUCCUGACCACGCCGGACAUCGACGUGAGAGUGACCGUGUCCCCAGAGAGCGCAGUGGCACAGAACGGAGGCGUGCCCUGGUGGAUCAUCCUGAUCGCCGUCCUCGCAGGUGUCCUGAUUUUGGCUUUGCUAGUGUUUCUGCUCUGGAAGUGCGGAUUCUUCAAGCGCUCGAAACAAGACGACAGCGUCCCCCGAUACCACGCCGUGCGGAUAAAGAGGGAGAGCCCGGACGGCAGAGGUGGAAAGGUCAACGUGGAUCCUUUUGAGAAGAAGCAGUGGAUCACAACUUGGGUCGACGACGAGAGCUACUCGUGACAGAGUUUGCGCUGAAAGCGUUUUCGGAGAGUGAGGGAGACCUGAUUUAUCUUAAUUGACACAAUCACACUGAACUUUCUUUGGCUGCUCCUUUAGUCAACAUGAUAAUCUGCUUGAAUCGAGUCGUUCCAGUCUUUCACUGUAUAGAUGAUUGUUUUGUAUGUUUUGUAUAUAUUAAAAUGAUUAUGCAUAAUGUAUAUUUAUUUUUUUGAUAAAAAAACAAUCACGGAGCCAAAGAGUUUUUCAGUCUUGUGCCGUGUUUACUGCUGUUUAAUGGAACCUGCAAACUAUGCAACAAAGGUACAGCUCAGUGUUAAGACUUUUUGCUGGUGCUUUAAUUAUGAAAAUGUUUCUGGCUUUUGGAUUAACAUGUAGGUACAAUGCUGCAUCCCAUCUGUUGCAUGUGUAAAAACCAUAAGUGGGUCUUUCUAUCUCCACGUCUGUUUCGAUUUAAUUGCUCACCUCCUUUAACUACUGUAGCAUCAGGUAGCUGCACCACUGUACUGCAAGUCAUCACUGAAGAGAUCGCUUCUUACUUCACGUGAGGAUUCCAAAGGGAAGAUGCUCAUAAGCAACUGGAAUGUAGAUUUUAUAGUUUGUUUUAAAUAAAAGUCUUAAAUGUCAAGUACAAUAAAACGCCUGACGAUA